Messenger RNA from Pseudo-nitzschia multistriata, 3015 nucleotides. Lineage: Eukaryota; Bacillariophyta; Bacillariophyceae; Bacillariales; Bacillariaceae. The record is from the annotation of a GenBank genome assembly.
ACGAAACUUGAAAGAUAUACUGCUGGGAUUACUAUCUAUCUCACCUGCAAGCGAUAUAAUGAUUUCCAACUUCAUGAGGGUCCUUUUGCUUUUGCCAUCAUCCUGCAUGCACAGGAUGAUUGGCGUCUACGCAGGAAUUCCGGUCCCCGAAGAAUUCUUCGAGUCGCAAAAGAUUGACCACCUCGGUGUCACCGACCACGACGGGGUUUGGUCCCAGCGCUACUAUUCCUAUGGGAAACACUUUGAUGGUCCCGGGCAUCCCAUUUUCUUGAUUCUUGGUGGCGAGGGGGGAAUCUCUCCCGAUGCGGGCAUCGUGUAUCCAUUUGUGGGAGACCACCUGGCAAAAACCUUUGGGGCAUACGUCUUGCAGCCAGAACACCGCUUUUAUGGAAAAUCCAGACCGAUUCCUGGGCCAACGGUCCAUCUUCGGUCUACGAAACACUCCAAUCAUUAUAUCGACGAAGAAAAGGAAGAUCCACGCGUGAAACUCUUUACUUCCGAACAAGCCCUGCACGACGCCAUGACGUUGCUGGAGCACGUCCGCAACGACCUGGGCUGCUCGCCGUCGAAGGACGACCCCUCCCUGUACUGCCCCGUCAUUACCGUUGGAGGAAGCUAUCCGGGCUUUCUUUCGGCCUUUGCCCGCAUUUUGUUUCCAGAGGUUGUCGACAUGGCCUACGCCGCCAGUGCACCCAUGAAAUUUUACGCCCAAGAAACCAGCGUACACGCCUAUUACGACCACAUAACCGAUGUUGCGGAAGAUACCCUAUCGGGGUGUGCGGCGGGCGUCAAGCUGAGUUUGUUGGAGAUCGAGCGCAUGAUUCAGAACACGAAGAGUAGGUCGGAGAUGGAAUCCCUGGCCCUGGAGGUUGGCAUUUGCGAGGGAAGCAUUCCGGAGUACAUUUUCUCCUCCGGUGACGACGGCAGUAGUUUCCGAACGAAAAUGGUCCACGAGCUCAUGAUGGUUGUUGGCUACACUUUUGCGAACGACAACAUGGCGAAUUAUCCACCGGGCAAGGAUACUCGGCUCUACAAGGCCUGUGAAAUAUUUACCUACAAGGAUCUAUCGCCCACCAAAAAGGUCGAGACACUCCUGACGGAGCGGUUGAAUCUUGGUUCGAGAACGCAGCGAUAUCCACGCCUCACGUACAACAACCACGACGCACCGGGGUCGUCGCCCUCACCGCCUCCAACGUGUUGGAGCAUGAACCGACAGCUGCCCUCGGGACCCAACGCCACCAUCACCGGAGGAGACUGGAGCGGCGACGGAACCGGACCCGACGGAGAAUCCUGGGACUUUCAGACCUGCACGCUGCUGGUGGAGGCCAUUGGAUUUUCGGAGGAGUCUAUGUUCCCCGCUCGAAAUUGGACUAUGGAGUGGUUAGAGGAUCAUUGCAUGUCUCGUUUUGGUGUUAAUCCACGGCCGAAGGAGCUGGUGGAGCGGUUCGGCUUCAACGACCUGAUUUCGAACAACGUGACCAAGAUUCUCUUUACGAAUGGACUCAAGGUAAGCGAAACAACAGUGGGAUCUACAGAACGAAAGUAGCUGGGUUUGCGUUCCAACCAAGAAUAUUAUUUGUUGGAUGCUACACCCGAUAUGCUCACACUUUCCAUGCGUCAAUCCGAACCCAACAAAUAGGACGGGUGGUCCGUCAGCGGCAUCCAGACCAAUUUGAGCGAGUCACUGAUUGCUCUCAACUUUGAAAACGGGGCGCACCAUUCGGAUCUGAAUCACGUGGGACCGAGCCCACGGGAUAGCGACGAUAUCCAAGAAGGAUACAGAUUCGUUGCUCGAUUGUUGGGAGAUUGGCUUGGUGAAUUGCGCAAUGAUUUCGGUGGCCCCAGUACAAUUGGUAAUAUACAGUAGGGAGUGAGACGAUGACGAACAAAAGAAACAAACUAGAGUCAUUAUUGAAUCAUGAUGCCGUGUGUGGCCUCAGCUUGCUCUACUGAUGCAAGUUAUGACGCGUUUCUGUGAGACGCUUUCAUCCACCGCAUAUUUCAUUCAUUCUAAGGAAGCAAAGAAGUCAUCUAGAUCUUCUUCUCCAUCAGGUUCAUCCCCAUUGCGUUGCUCUUCUAUGCCUUCUGACUUAGUUAUAUGAGUCGGAUGUUCCGCUAUCCCUGUCGUCUGAAGUGACUCUUUUGUAAUUGUUGGUGUUGGCACUCCUACUUUCGAGUACAGAGCUGUCGCGGAACCAUUCAGCCCCUGUUUUUUAGUCACCUCGUGAUAGGGAUCCGAUGGCUGGACACAGAGGAUAGAUCCUCCCGGCAACUCGCAUCCAUUGACCUUGGGAACGAGUAGCGAUCACGAAUGGGAACGACAUUGACGAUGAUGGUAUUUGGAUUUGCGGACGCGUUGGUUGAGAAACAUGGUUACAAAAGUUUACACAUUUUGACUCCUCCAAAUGCAAUUCGAAGGUACUUAUACCGUUGAAAUCGGCGAUUGCUUGAAUUGGUCAGCCAGAGAAACCUUCGCAGCAGACAUGGUUGUAUGGAAAUUCGUCACGUCGCAACAAUGGGAACCAACAAAAAACACACUCGUUCCAUUUUUUCCCACUUUUUCAUUUUUGAGAGCAGUGCUACUUCGUGCCUUCUCGCGUGUCAUUGUCGGCGUAUUCGAUAAUAAUAAAAACAUACUACAUACCUGUGAGCAAACCGAUUCCGUCAAGGAUGCCUCAUCGUCUUCCCCGUUCAAUGAGUAUAUAACAAGUGCAUCACCCUUCCUCCUCCCGCUACUCUUGUGUACGUAAAAAUGCACUUUGCGAAGACUUCCGUAGCUUGCAAACAGCGCACGGAUUGUUUCAUCGUCGACGGAUCCGUCGGUGGGAAUAUUCGAGACAUAAAUUGCGAACGAUCUACUACCCCCUCCAGUUCCGUUCGCAUCGUCCUUUUUGUGGUUCGAGGCGUUGGUGUAAUUUCUGAGGCUCUGAGGAAGAGCCGUUCGUUGUCGUUUGCAUUCUGCCUUUCUUCUUUGCUUGGUUCCAAUUCCCGCCCCACUCGUAUUAAUGUCGUUCC